Molecule: messenger RNA, 978 nt
Organism: Coniosporium apollinis CBS 100218
Lineage: Eukaryota; Fungi; Ascomycota; Dothideomycetes
Exons: 2
Coding region: 1-978 (325 amino acids)
Biological process (GO): maturation of LSU-rRNA from tricistronic rRNA transcript (SSU-rRNA, 5.8S rRNA, LSU-rRNA); ribosomal large subunit assembly
Cellular component (GO): nucleolus
Molecular function (GO): rRNA binding
Source: RefSeq, a predicted model, not a curated record
AUGUUGCGCCAGAUAAAACCCAAAAACGCGCGCUCCAAGCGCGCCCUCGAAAAGCGCGAGCCCCAGACCACCGAAAACCCCAAAACGACGCUCCUGCUGCGCGGCACGACCUGCUCCAACAUCGUGCAGCUCGCCCUCACCGACAUCAACUCCCUUAAACGCCCGCUCUCCCUCAAGUUCACCAAGAAGAACGACAUCCACCCUUUCGACGAUCCCUCCAGCCUCGAAUUCUUCAGCGAAAAGAACGACGCCUCCCUGCUCGUUUUCGGCCACCACAGCAAGAAGCGGCCGCACUGCAUGGUGUUCAUCCGAACCUUUCAGCACAAGAUCCUGGAUAUGCUGGAGCUGUAUCUCGACCCCGAGACGUUCCGGACGCUGAGCCAGUUCAAGAAUGCCAAGGCGGCGGUGGGGUUGAAGCCGUUAAUCAGCUUUUCGGGGACGUUGUUUGAGAGCCCCACCCCGAACGCGUAUACGCUAGCCAAGAGCCUGUUCCUGGAUCUGUUUAGGGGGCACGAUGCCGCCAGUGUGGAUGUGGAGGGGCUGCAGUAUAUGAUACACAUCUCUGCGGCGGAAGAAGUCGAGGGGCAGGCGCCGCCGGCGAUACACUUCAGAGCCUACUUAAUCAAGACGAGUCGGAGCGGGCAGAAGCUGCCAAGGGUGGAUGUCGAGGAGAUGGGCCCCAGGAUGGACUUUAGGGUAGGCAGGGUUAAGGAGGCGGAUGAGGCCAUGAUGAAGGAGGCGCUGAAGAGGCCGAAGCAGCUGGAGCCGAGGACGAAGAAGAAUAUCGAGACGGAUCCGAUGGGUGAUAAGAUGGGGAGGAUACAUGUUGGUAGGCAGGAUCUGAGCCAGCUGCAAACCAGAAAGAUGAAGGGCUUGAAGAGGGGGAGGGACGGUGCCGAUGAGGAGAUGACUUUGGUGGACGACGAUGAUGAAGUUGAGCCGGAAGACGAGGAUCUGGUGAAGAGGCAGCGGCUGUAA